CCACACGCUUGCUUGCUGCCACCACACAAGAUAAGACAAGAGAGCGUGAGGCACAGACCUUCACAUCACAUCACUUCACCAGCCAAGCAGCCAGGGCAAGCGAGAGGGCAAGCGAGAGGGCGAGCAAACAGCAAACAACCAUGGCCACCAAGUUUUCGCAGUCGCUGCUGACGCACACGCAGCGAUGGUACCUGGUUGAUGCGCGUGGGCAGAAGGUUGGCCGGCUGGCAAAUAUGGUGUCGGCUGUGUUGAGGGGCAAGACAAAGCCCACCUUCCACCCCGGCGUCCUCUCACCAGACCACGUCGUCGUCAUCAAUGCAAAGGAUGUUGUCUUCACCGGUCGCAAGUGGAAUCAGAAGCUGUACAGAAAGCACACGGGCUGGCCCGGCGGUUUCCGGGAGGAGACGGCUGCCAGCUUACACGCACGCAAGCCAACAGAGGUUGUGAGGAAAGCCGUGGAUGGAAUGUUGCCGAAGAACAACUUGAGAAAACAGUUUAUGCGCCACCUUCACAUCUUCGAGGACGACCAACACCCGUACGACCGCAACAUCUAUGCUGUGCUUGACGGUCCCCAGGAGCCUGUGCCGCCAAAGCCCGAUCUGUUUGUCAUCCGCACUGUUGAGGGCGACGAGGAAAUCCCAGCACCAGCAGGCGGCGAGUUUCUUGGUGUGGAGCUGGAUUUCACGAGCGGAAGCAGCAGCGGCGAUGCAAAUGAUUCAAGCAAAUGAGGACAGGAAGGAACAACAGACCACGCCACGCGAUGGAUGGUGCAAGAAGGAUCCACAAGACCGCAUGCACACCCGGCACUGCUGUGGCCACCACGCUAAUGCUAGCUUUGUUUGUAACGACCCACUGUCUUCUUGUUUUUGUAUCUCUUUCCACUCACCUUUCCCUUCUCCGUCUCUCUCUCUCUCUCUCCAACGACAUCAUGUCCCGUGAGUUGUGCGUGGAUGGUGUCUGUGGACUAUCACAUCAUGCUGUGGGGGUUGUAACUUCAAUGGUGUUGGUUUGAAAGAAAAAAAGGGGCGUGCCAUCGUGGCUGCAACAACAUCAGAACAGCGCACUGAACCAAGGCC
Molecule: messenger RNA, 1076 nt
Organism: Salpingoeca rosetta
Lineage: Eukaryota; Choanoflagellata; Craspedida; Salpingoecidae
Product: LSU ribosomal protein L13P
Exons: 5
Coding region: 141-728 (195 amino acids)
Biological process (GO): negative regulation of translation; translation
Cellular component (GO): mitochondrial large ribosomal subunit; ribosome
Molecular function (GO): structural constituent of ribosome; mRNA binding
Source: RefSeq, a predicted model, not a curated record